This is a messenger RNA of Micromonas pusilla CCMP1545, 687 nucleotides long. RefSeq lists its product as uncharacterized. The record is from RefSeq and is a predicted model, not a curated record. The transcript has a single exon. Gene Ontology annotation, cellular component: mitochondrion. NCBI's taxonomy places the organism in Eukaryota, Viridiplantae, Chlorophyta, Mamiellophyceae, Mamiellales, Mamiellaceae. Gene Ontology annotation, biological process: mitochondrial respiratory chain complex I assembly; biosynthetic process. The coding region runs from base 1 to 687 and encodes 228 amino acids.
AUGAUCCGCGCCGCGAGCUCGCGAUGCCGCCGCGCGCUCGCGCGCGAGGCGACGCGUCCGUGGACGACGACGACGACGACGGCGACGACGGCGACGACGACGACCGCGGCGGCGGACGCGCGGGCGUCCGCGCGACGAUCGAUCGCGAGCGGAUCUCGCGCGUCGUCGUCUCGUGCCGACUUCUCGUCCUCAUCCUCCUCAUCCUCAUCCUCAUCCUCCUCCUCCUCCUCCUCAUCCUCCUCCUCAUCCUCCUCCUCCUCCUCCUCAUCCUCCUCCUCCGCGCCGCCGCUGGACGACCGCGCGGCGUUCAAGUACUGCCUCGACCUCGUCCGCGCGCACGACUACGAAAACUACCUCUGCACGCUCGCGCUCCCGACGCGCGCGAGGCACGUCGCGCUCGCGCUUCGCGCCUUCAACGUCGAGACCGCGAACGCGCUCGGCGCCGCCUCGGAGCCGCACCUCGCGUCGAUGCGCCUGCAGUUCUGGCGCGACGCCCUCCCCGCGAUCCACGCGGGGGACGCGAGCAAACACCGGCACCCGGUCGCGGUCGCGCUGUCGCGCGUCCUCCCCGCGGGCGGCGCGCGCGCGAAGCGAUGGCUGAAUUCGAUCGUCGACGCGCGAAUGAAGGUGCGUUCUAUACACUGGUUCCCAUACGACCGCGUUCGCGUGGUGAACGCCGUUCCUUAA